Molecule: messenger RNA, 2007 nt
Organism: Pseudonaja textilis
Lineage: Eukaryota; Metazoa; Chordata; Lepidosauria; Squamata; Elapidae
Source: RefSeq, a predicted model, not a curated record
CUUUUGGGGUUGGAUUGGCUCCCCUAUCUCGGCCUUAGCUUAACGGGAGUACAUGCUGUCUCACCUUCCGAUAUCGACACCCUAUUUUCAGAUUAUGCUGAUGUAUUCAGCAAUGAAUUGGGCUGUUACAACGGUACGCCCAUUUCUUUUUCAGUGGACCCGCAAGCUGUCCCCAUCCGCUUGAAACCGCGGAGAGUACCAUUUGCUCUGCGUUCUAAGCUGGAUGCAGAACUAGAUAAAUUGCUUAAGCAAGGGGUGAUCGAGCCCACAGAUUUUGCUAAAUGGGAGACUCCAAUUGUCACACCCCUUAAAAAAGAUGGCAGUAUAAGAAUGUGUUCUGACUACAAGACCACAAUCAACCGCUAUCUACAGACUAGCGCAUAUCCAGUCCCAGUAAUCCAACACUUACUACACACAUUGGCCGAAUUGCAAACAAUUGUCACCCACAGAGGGGCAUUUCGAUGCAAGCGCCUCCAAUUUGGCGUUAGCGUCGCCCCAGGUAUUUUCCAGUCAUUAAUGGAACGGAUACUGCAAGGCCUCCCUGGCGUAGUUCCGUACUUUGAUGACAUCUUGGUUUCAGCCCCUCUGUUGGGACUCCUCUCAGGAGAAAAACAAACACCGCAAGUCUUGUCUCCCAGGAUGACUAGGUGGACCUUAUUCCUGGCAGCUUACUCGUACAAACUGGUUCACCGCCCAGGAAAAAACCUUAGCCACGCCGACGCUCUCAGCCGCUGCCCGUUGCCAGCACCCGUGGAGGACCCGGCCCCGGUCCAUGCAAUUUUCGAUGCCAGUGAGUUUAACAUCCCAGUCACCGCCGGUGACAUAGCUCUCCACUCCAAGAAAGACAAACUUAUUGCCCAGGUCCUGGACUGGGUACGGAGGGGGUGGCCGGGCAGUAAUCUGUCAACUGAUUUCUUACCGUUUAAAACCCACCAGCAGGAACUUUCCAGUUUACAGGGCUGCCUACUAUGGGGGACCAGAGUGGUCAUUCCAAAACCGCUGCGUACGCCCGUCCUGAAAGCGUUACACGAGGGGCACCCCGGCAUCGUUCGGAUGAAAGCAUUGGCUCGGAGUUAUGUAUGGUGGCCCGGCAUGGACGACGAAAUCGCGAAAUGGGUAAGCUCCUGCCGCCCCUGCCAAGAAUCCAGGCCAGCACCACCGAUUGCUACCCCAACCAAAUGGGAGAGUGCCAACGCACCGUGGUCACGAUUGCACAUUGACCUGGUAGGUCCCUUCCAUGGCAAGACUUUCUUAGUGGUCGUGGAUUCAUUCUCCAAAUGGAUAGAUGUGGCCCUCCUACUCACAACUACCACCCGAGCAGUUGCCCAGGCUCUGACCCGCUUAUUUGUUACACAUGGUCUACCUGACACCAUAGUCUCAGAUAAUGGCCCCCAAUUUGCCUCCACAGAAUUCAGCCGGUAUGUCACCAACCUGGGCAUCCGGCAUAUCCUAACGGCUCCCUUUCACCCUGCCAGCAAUGGGUUGGCAGAGAGAGCCAUUAGGACAGCGAAAGAAGCAUUGACAAGAUUCACUCGCUUAAGGACAGUAUUAGAUAGACUGCAUCCCCACUACUGCCCUGACACACCAAUUGGUUCUAACAGUAGGGUCAGGAGUUUUAUGUUACAGGACCAAGUGUUCGCCAGAAACUACGCAGGCGAUCCACUGUGGGUACCCGGAAAGAUCGUGGCCAUCACCGGCCCAAGAUCAUACCGCGUCCAGCUAGAGGAUGGUCGUAUAUGGCGGAGGCAUCUGGACCAGAUAAGAAGUCGCCAGAGCGAACAUGCCAACACUGAUCCAGGGACUCCGGUGACUGUCCAAUCGCCGCAUCCGAAUCCCAGCUGCGACCUCCAGAGUGACCAGUCAUCACCAGCCGAGCCAAGAGAACGGACGGUAGACCGGGACCGUCCUACAGAGGCGUCAGCCAUUCCAACCAGCGACACCACCGGUCUUAUUUAUGAUAUCGAGGGAGCACAUAAUCCAGUUAAUGAAAACUGUAACAUAUUCUAG